GGAUUUUAUGGCGAUAACAGUCGCUUUAGAGUCAAUCUAGAAGCUUAUGUUCCUUUAUAUAAAUUUUUUUUAAGAAAAUGGGUUCGCUUGGCCGUGCGCAGAUCGGAAUUUCGACGUUUUUUCCUUCUCCGCAUCCAACAGAUCAGUGCGGUACAAAUGGACUACCACUUACUCCAAAUUCCAUCGUAAUAAUUGGUCGGUUUCAGCGAUUGAAAACUCUUUACCAUCAAAAUGUGUGUCAGUAUCUGGAUAUCAUCAGAGCCAAACAUGAAAGGCUCAUAGUUGCUGAGGAGUUCUAUUCUGAAAAUUUACAGCUUGCUUUGAAAAAUGGUAAAAAAUUUAGUUAUACUGAUAUUAAAACAAUUGCAUUUCAAGUUGUUCAAGGCCUUUCCUUUCUCAAUGCACAUGGCAUUGUCAAUAGGAAUUUGUCUCCUGUGAACAUAGUAUUCACUCCAAAGGGUGGAGUCAAAUUAUCCAGAAGUUGUUUAUAUCACAUGACUGGUUCUGGGGCUCGAGUUGCAUUUCCAAUUGGUUCUCCAGUAUUCAUGGCUCCUGAGGUGGUUUUAACAGGCCAAGGCCUCUCACCUGUAUUUGGACCAUCAGGACCAAAGGUUGAUGUGUGGUCUUUGGGGAUGGUUUUGAUUUACCUGAUAUUGGAAGGGUCUUUGUGGGCAACUGAAUCUGAAAACAAUCAUGUACAAAAGAUAUUCUUGAAAGUUCUCUCUCUUGUAAAAGGUGUUCAAGAUUCUUCAAGUGAUGUUCUUAAACUUCUCUUUGAUGACAAUCAUGCACUGGAAAAACUCCAGGAAAUUCCUUCAGAUCUGGCUUCUUUUCUAAGAAUUUGCCUGACAGUGGAUGUUGCCAAAAGGCCUGUCCCAUGUGAGUUACUGAAUCAUGAAGUGUUUGCCAACUUCGAUAAAGCAAAGGUGAAACUAACCAAUGGAUUUCAGAAAUUUCCUGCUGUAUUCAACUUAAAAGAACUUCCUGUUGGUGAUUUUCAAAAUGAUGAUUUAUUGCAAGAUGUUGAUGAUGACGAAGAAGAUCUCCUUUCUGAGAGACCGCUACACGAGGUGUAUCACUUAUGGAGACUGGCUGGAGGAGAUAUGGAAGGAGAACUGAAGAAACGAGGACUUAUUAAGACAAAGCCUCCAAUAAUGACGCUUCCAGUCAUUCUACUACACACUGGAGAGGAACUUGGAAUGGAAAAAGAUCGAGUGUUACUCUUAGAUGAAACAAUAGUUCCUGUAUCGAUGGCACAACUUAGACAGAGGCUCAAACAUGUGGAUCCAUCUGCAUAUUUUCCACUCAUUGAGGAGGAUGAUCCAUCCUCUAGAUAUGCUCUUCUCGACACAGCUGACCUUCCCUUGACAAUUAGAGAGACAACUGUGGAUUACCAGUUUCACAGAAUUGUCCUGUUUCAAAGACUCCUAGAGGGUUAUCCUUACACAAGAGAUCGUAUAGUACGAGAAGCCAGAAUAGACAUUCCUCCUUUCCUUAGAGGAAAGAUAUGGGCAGCGCUUCUAGGGAUUCAGGGUGAUAUCCAAGGUACAUAUGACGCUAUUGACAAGGAAUCUUUCACUCAAACAGACAGACAGAUUGAAGUCGACAUUCCUCGGUGCCAUCAGUAUGAUGAACUGUUGUCUUCACCCACUGCUCAUGAGAAGUUUAAGAGGAUUUUAAAGGCUUGGGUUGUGUCUCACACCAGCUUGGUCUAUUGGCAAGGUCUGGAUUCUCUCUGCGCGCCUUUUCUUUCACUCAAUUUUAACGACGAAGCUCUUGGAUACGCUUGUCUGGCGGCUUUCAUUCCCAAAUAUCUUCAUAACUUCUUUUUGAAGGACAAUUCAGCCAUUAUACAAGAAUAUUUGGCCGUGUUUUCUCAGCUUAUCGCCUUUCAUGAUCCUGAGCUUUUUAACCAUCUUCAUGAAAUUGGAUUCAUCCCAGAGUUGUACGCAAUUCCAUGGUUUCUCACCAUGUUCUGCCACGUGUUUCCUCUUAAAAAGAUUUAUCACCUUUGGGACACUCUGUUGCUAGGCAACUCAUCCUACCCACUGUGCAUUGGUGUCGCUAUUCUAGAGCAGCUACGAGAUCAGCUGCUGUCGUUUGGUUUCAACGAAUGCAUCCUUCUGUUCUCUGAUAUGCCAGGAGUCGACAUUGAUCGAGUGGUGCGAGACGCUAAGAGGAUUUUCUGUAACACUCCGCGUACAGCUUCAAUGAGACGACAUGACAGAAUGUAUAACGAUCCAAAUGUGAAACAUGAGAAAGAGUUUAUUCCGCUAUCACAGCUUAAAGCUGAAAUCUGUCCCCGGAUUUCCGCUCAAGAUCUUGUACACAUUUGUGAAUUGGACGAAAAUGGAAGUGCCAGAAGCCCAAGGAAAACCAAACCUCGUGGUCUGAUCGUAGAUGUCAGGCCGGCGGAGGAAUUCGCAUGUGGCCAAAUUCCCGAGAGUGUUAACAUUCCUUACAAUCAGGCGUUCCUCGAAGAGGGCGGACUGGCUCCAUCACCGGCAGCAAAUACACUGACUAACUUCAAAGGGAGAGUGAUUGUUGUUGUGGGAAAUCGCAAUAAUUACCCCGCUAAGGUUGGUACUGAGCUUGUUCAACUUGGAUUUUCGAGAGUUUGUGUCUUGGAAGAACCAGGGUUGUCAAUUCUUCGCACGCGUGGACAUCUUACAGUUCCAACUUAAUUAUCUGUGAGGACGUUUCAGUUGGAAAACACAUUCUAUUUCCUUAAUGAUAUUCAGUUCAGCCAAUAAUGUGGUAGUCUUCACUUAACGGAAAUACUCACUUAGGCAUGAGUUGUCGCGUGGUGUAAAAGAGAGUUACGCUAUUGAUAAAAAUUGUAGGCCGUCAGUAAUUAUUUAUCGAAAGUUAGUCGAACGGGAAGGGAAAAAAAGCAAGAUUUGAAAGUUAAUUCUUUGGUACUGUAAUAGUUAUGAGAUUUCACAAAUAACUUUCUCGAUAUCUGAACUCCAAUAAAAUGUAAAUUUAUGAAUGAG
Messenger RNA from Pocillopora verrucosa, 2996 nucleotides. Its product is annotated as TBC domain-containing protein kinase-like protein. The record is from RefSeq and is a predicted model, not a curated record. Lineage: Eukaryota; Metazoa; Cnidaria; Anthozoa; Scleractinia; Pocilloporidae. Gene Ontology annotation, biological process: activation of GTPase activity; protein phosphorylation. Gene Ontology annotation, molecular function: ATP binding; protein kinase activity; GTPase activator activity.